AUGACCGGGCGAAGCCACAUCAAGCGAAGCGUCCGGCAAGCUGCAGGCGAUGUUCGGCAGAUCAGCCGCCUGGUGGACGAGGCGGAGAAGUUGCCAUGGCCAGACAAGAAAGAGCUUGGUGACGUUUACGCUGUGGCCAUGAACGCCAUUGGACCUCUGCCAUUGCAGACGGCCCCCGAGGAGUACGGCGAGCUCUGUGUCAAGAGACUCAUGGUGCUCUGCCACGUGGACCCCGAGGAGGCGAAGACGUUCAACAGCUUCCUCACCUUCUAUGGCAUCCGACAGGAGGACCCUCGCUUGCAACACGCGGUGACCACCUUGGGCCGUGAUAGUUUGGUGCUGGGCAGCCCGCCGCGCGUGCCUGAGAAGGAGCAGCGCGCGGCUCCAGCGGGCGAAAACAGCCUCUUUUCGUUCACGCCGUUGCGACCCAGGAAUCUCAGCUACAGCAGCUGUGACACCACGCGCCUCGAGGAGGCGAUCGCGCAGGUGGCGGCGCAGGCCUUCGCCGAGAAGGACAGCUCUGAGGGCCCACAGAGGCCCGCGCAGCCGGUGACGGUGCCCUCCGUGCCCUCCGUGCCCUCCGUGCCCUCCGUGCCCUCCGUGCCUCGGAAGGAACCCACUCCUCUGCUCACAGAGCCCACGACGCGAAGCUUUCCCCGCGUCUCGGCCGUGGACCUGUCGCCGAUCCCGGAGGACCGCGAACGAUUGGGGCCACGAGGCGCCAAGAGUGACGGAGCUGACGAAGCGAGACAGGAGGCCCAAGCUCCUGAAGCAGCGCAAGGACUUCCGAAGCUCGUGGUGGUGAAUGGCGUCUCCUAUACGCGACUGCAGACCAUCGGCCGGGGAGGAACCUCCAAGGUGUAUCAAGUGAGAUCUCCAUGUGGGAAGUUGCUGGCACUGAAGCGCGUCACUGCCAGCUGCCCCAAGCACUUCGAGGCGUUGGCCAAUGAAGUGACUCUCCUGCUGCAGCUGAAGGAGUGUCCCAACAUCAUUCAGGUCCUGGACGCUGAGGUCUUACCCGAUCGGCUGCUGAUCCACAUCGUGAUGGAGGAGGGGCAGAUGGAUCUUGGCAGGCUCCUUCAAAGCCACGCAGACAUGUCCAUCGGAGACGUUCAGGCGCUUUGGAGGCAAAUGCUGGAAGCCGUCCAGGUGGUGCAUCAGGAGCGUGUGGUUCAUUCAGACCUCAAGCCGGGGAACUUUAUGCUGGUGAAGCAGCGCCUGAAGCUGAUCGACUUUGGCAUUGCCAAGAGGAUCGCCAGCAAUACGACCAACAUCAGCCGUGAGUCCUCCGUGGGGACCAUCAGCUACAUGGCUCCCGAGGCUGUGAAGCAGGGCGCGGUGAAGAUUGGGCGGCCCUCGGAUGUCUGGUCUUUGGGCAUCAUCCUGUACCAGAUGAUCUACAUGCGAGCGCCGUUUGCUCAUUUGGAUCCCAUGCAACGGCUUUUUGCCUUGACCGACCCCAACGUGUCCGUGGAGUUUCCGGCGUCGCAUCGUUUCGAGCAGCACUCCAAGGCCAUGAAGGACACCCUGCUGGAUGUUCUGCAGAGGUGCCUCCAACGCGAUCCCGCGCGGCGUCCCACGAUCCCCGAACUGCUGCAGCAUCCUUUCGUGCUGCGAGAAGAUGUGAGGUUAUCGCGAGCCUCCUUCGACCGCACCUUUGAGGCCUUGCUUCAGCAAGUGGUUGCCGCAGCUGAAGAAGGACUUGGCUCCGAGCCAGGUGGUGAUGCGGAUGAAGGAGGCAAGCCGCGUUGGCAGUCAUUGGCCGACGAGGUCUGGCAGCAGCUGGUGGAUGGCGAGGCGGACGAGGUCACUCGGGGUCGCUCGAUUGCUGCAGCGCUGCAGCCUUUCAAGGAGUGGCUGGCACGGGGCGCCAAGCGGCAACGGGUGACGCCCCGCGCCGCGCGGGACGCGGCGCCGGCAGCUGCACCAGAGGUGAAAGUGGCACUGAAGAAGGCAGCUGAGGCGAUCUUGCGAUGUGAUGCUUUGCUCUUCACGGCCGGUGCAGGGAUGAUGGGCGUGGACAGCGGGCUGCCCGACUUCCGGGGCUCCACGGGACUCUUCAAGGACCGCGAGGUGGCCAUGAGCUACGAGGAGAUGAGUGACGACAAGUGGUUCACGGAGGACCCCUUGUUCGCCUGGGGCAUCAACUACACGCAGCUGUCCAUGUAUCGUCGCAGUCCGCCCCACGCGGGAUAUGAAGUGCUACUGAAGUGGGCCAAGACCUUGGGCAAACCCUACUUCGUUUGGACGUCCAACAUCGACGGGAUGUUCGAACGAGCGGGAUUCCCGGGCGACCGGGUGGUGGCGUGCCACGGCGACCUACACCACCUUCAAUGUACCAAGGACAGAAGAACCUGCAAAGGCUUGGAAGAGGAUGGUGCGGAUGAAGUCUGGUCCUCGGAGGGGAUCCCAGACGACUUGGACGCGGAGGUGGAUCCCAAGGCCUUGCGGUUUCAGCCUGACAGCCUGGAGCGCGAGUGUUUCCUCUGCCCACGAUGUCGACGAUUAGCGAGGCCCAACGUGUGGUUCUGCCAUGACAAGAACUACAAUGUCUCCAGAGCCACAAUCAAGUGUGGCAAUGCUUACAAUCAAUGGCUCUCAGAGUUGCAGGAGCGCAAGGCUGCAUUGGUGGUGGUCGAAUGUGGAGGAGGCUUAGCCAUCCCCAGCGUGCGGGUUCAAAGCGAAGACGCCGUUGAUGGGAGCGGACCUGGCUCGCUGCUGGUACGGCUGAACCCAGUGCAUUGCAAGGUGCCGGAGAAGGGAGUGGGACUUCCGUUAGGGAGUAUGGAAGGGCUACAGCGGAUUGAUAAAGAGUUGGAAGCUUUGAAGAAGGAUGGAACUGAUGAAGCACAUGAGCGCCAAGCUCGGACUCGCCGUGGCAAAGUGCCCGGUGCACGGACCUUGUUGGCUCCCCUCCUCCGUGGCCCCUGUGAGACGCGUUUGUGCUGUGGGGUGGUGCUGCUGUUGGUGAGGCGGCCCCUUCACUGCGCCCGGUCGUGUCGCGCGCGGCGCCGCGAGCUUGCGGCCCUCCUGGCGGGGUCGGGGUCUGCACGGUGUCGGGCAGCGGAGUUCGGAGAGCUGGAGCCUUGGCUGAAGUCUUCGACUCGGAUGGUGAAGGUCACUGAUCCCGAGACCUACUCCGCUUUGCUCUACCGCCCAGUGGGCUCAACAGAGCCGCGUCCCUUGUUGUUGGUGCUCCCGGGAGCGGGCAAAAACGACCAGGAUGCUUGGGACCUCGCGAACGUGCAGGGGGAGCACGGCGGCUUGGCGCCGAGCCUUUUGGCGCAGCGCACGGCACCUGAGGAGCUGGCGCAGAACUUCUGCGUGGUGGCACCCUAUGCGGCUGGAAAGCGGAGCUUCUAUGAAGAGCCCCGGAAGAAGAUCUUGGCCUUCUUGGACUGGCUGUGCCGCCAGGGCGACGGCUCGGGUGGCUCGGGCGCGGCCUCUUCGGUGCAGAUCGAUCGAGGGCGGCUCUUCUUGUUUGGCUUCAGCGAUGGCGCCACAGAGGUGAUGGAACUUGCCAGUACCAGGCGCUUUGCGGGUGGCGUGGUGUGCGCGUAUGGCUUCACGGGGGAUCUGCCCGCCCUGGCGUGUGAGAGGUUGAAGAACUUCCCUGUUUGGGUCUUCCACUGCGCGGACGACGUGAUUUUCCCGGUCUCCUGCAGCGACAAGCUGGUGAAGCGGCUGCGGGAGGUGAACUCUCGAGAUGUGGUGCGCUACACGCGCUAUGACCGCGAUCAAGAGGGCUUCACCGGCUCGGUGCGGGGGCACAGCACGGGCAUCACCGCAUCGAAGAGUGCGGAGGUCUAUCGCUGGCUGCUGUCCUUGCCACCCUUGGAGGCCGAAAGUCGUGGUUUCACCCCUCCCAAGAAACUGCCAAAUCCAGUCCAACCGCUUCAAUCCAUGAGAUCUUCAAACAUGGACCGAUGGACCGCCAACCAGUGGCUGUGA
Molecule: messenger RNA, 3951 nt
Organism: Durusdinium trenchii
Lineage: Eukaryota; Dinophyceae; Suessiales; Symbiodiniaceae
Source: the annotation of a GenBank genome assembly